AUGGGUGCAGUGAUGUCCACUGCAAACGUAUGUUACUUGUUUGAAAUUUGUAGGAUGGUUUGGCUUCUCGAUGAUCACUGGGACCAUCAACACCGGGUGUACUUUAUGUCGGUCCAGCAGCGGGAGUUUCAACCUCUGAAGAUUCGGUCUCACGGGGUCAACCUUGGGGGGAUGCGCUAUGAUGAGCGGUACACACCGUAUGUAAGGGAGACAGGACUCCUUCCUUUCAUUCAGUUGGUCAGCCGAUCGACACCACCCCUCAAUGCCGUAGCAAUCACCGCGCUUGUUGAUCGUUGGAGGCCGGAGGCACACAGUUUCCAUCUUCGGACCGGGGAGAUGACCGUGACGCUCCAGGAUAUUGCUAUGAUCACCGGUCUUCCUAUCGAGGGGAAUCCUCUUUGUAUGAGCACCAAUUCUGAUGGGUGGCGCGAGCAGAUGCAUGCCCUUAUCGAUAUGGUUCCUCCGGAGCCUCGGGAACCAGAAGCAGAAGACAAGAAGAAGGAAAGAGUUGCAGUCGGUGCUCCUUUCACCUGGAUUGCAUGGAACUUUGGUUCUUGCCCUGAGGAUGCUAAUGAGGAUGAGGUCAAGACAUAUGCUCGUUUCUACAUGUGGUACGUUAUAUCCAGGACUAUGUUUGCCGAUGGCUCAAGCAAGAAUGCUCCAUGGAUGUGGCUGAAGGCGUUGACCGUCUUCGAUAGCGAAUGGAGUUGGGGUUCGGCGACACUGGCUUACUUAUAUAGACAGGUAGACAGACCUCAAAGGACGGAGGUGGAAUGGGAGCCGUAUGAAAAAGGGGAUAGUUUUGGUAACCCUGGAGAGUUCGUGCUGAAUCCGGUGUGCCUUAGGGAUAGGUUGGAUAGGAGAAGGCAACGAAAGAUCAAGGACUGGGACAGGCAUCACAGGAAGUAUAUCAUACAGUUCGCGCUUAGUGUGGAGCAAGCUAAGGCUGGAAAACGAUCCCAGAUUCGUGAGCACUCCCCGAUCGCGCUCAACAACUAUCUCACAUGGUUUCUUGCAAGUACCCGCGUGGAGAUAUGCAAGCCGGCGUAUGAUGAGGAGAUUUUGGAAGAUCCCACCGUCUUCGAUGAGCUAACCCAACACUAG
This is a messenger RNA of Aegilops tauschii subsp. strangulata, 1104 nucleotides long. NCBI's taxonomy places the organism in Eukaryota, Viridiplantae, Streptophyta, Magnoliopsida, Poales, Poaceae. The record is from RefSeq and is a predicted model, not a curated record.